UUUACCCAAAAAUAAAAUAAAAUUGGCCACUAACUCGUUAUCGUUUUUCUACGCUACCAGCUGAUCAGAUAAGAGAGAGAGAGAGAGAGAGAGAGAGAGAGGAGUAUGGCUCUGGUUGACGGACCACUGAUAGCGGAGGUGGACAUGGGGGCCGACUUAUCUGCGCCAACCGUCCGAGCGACCGUAGUUCAGGCCUCCACCGUCUUCUACGACACCCCUGCCACCUUAGAUAAGGCUGAGAGAUUGCUGGCAGAGGCGGCUUCUUAUGGUUCACAACUAGUUGUAUUUCCAGAAGCCUUUGUGGGUGGUUAUCCUCGUGGCUCAUAUUUUGGAGCCACCAUUGGCAACCGCACCCCCAAGGGUAAAGAGGAGUUUCGGAAAUAUCAUGCUGCAGCUAUCGAUGUGCCUGGUCCUGAAGUUGAUCGAUUGGCUGCUAUGGCUGGAAAAUAUAAGGUAUAUCUAGUUAUGGGUGUGAUUGAGAGAGAUGGAUAUACGCUCUAUUGCACAGUAUUGUUCUUUGAUUCUCAAGGUCUCUUCCUCGGAAAGCAUCGGAAAGUCAUGCCAACGGCCUUGGAGCGUAUAAUCUGGGGGUUUGGAGAUGGAUCAACAGUUCCUGUUUUUGAUACCCCCGUUGGGAAAAUAGGUGCAGCUAUAUGUUGGGAGAAUAGGAUGCCUCUUCUGAGGACAGCAAUGUAUGCAAAAGGCAUUGAAAUAUAUUGUGCCCCUACAGCUGAUGCAAGGGAUGUAUGGCAAGCAUCUAUGACCCACAUUGCUCUUGAGGGUGGUUGUUUUGUUUUAUCAGCCAACCAAUUCUGUCGGAGGAAAGACUACCCACCUCCUCCGGAAUAUGUGUUUCAAGGUACGGAAGAAAAUCUCACUCCAGAUUCAGUUGUUUGUGCCGGUGGCAGCGUUAUUAUUUCACCUUCGGGCACUGUUCUGGCGGGCCCCAACUAUGAAGGGGAGGCACUCGUCUCAGCCGAUCUAGAUCUCCGCGAAAUAGCACGUGCAAAGUUUGAUUUUGAUGUGGUUGGGCAUUAUUCAAGGUCUGAGUUGUUCAAUCUAACUGUGAUGGACGAACCGACUUGCCCAGUUACUUUUACAUCAACUUCUGGGAGCAUCAAAGGUUCCGAAAGAUCGUUCUCGAAUUCUCUGCUGAAAACUAACAAGGCACAGAUAACGAACUUGUGUGUGGGUGACGCAAGAACGAGCUUAUGAUACAAUCCUCAUUACUGGACAGAGGAAUUUGCCAUCAAAAUAGUUUUAUCGAGCAUCUCCUAUGAUCCUACUGCACGGUUGUAUUUGCAUGCACACCUAAUAAUCGUUGUAUGGUCAUUUGCCCGUGUUCACAGUUGCAGAUGGCAUGAGAUACAAACCUUUCUUACUGUUGUGGACGUGCAUAAGUAUUGUGUUUAUUACCUGUGUCGAAUGUUUUCCUUGUUUCAAUGAUCCUAGAAUUUUGCUUGA
Rhododendron vialii is the source of this 1464-nucleotide messenger RNA. Its product is annotated as bifunctional nitrilase/nitrile hydratase NIT4A. Gene Ontology annotation, biological process: detoxification of nitrogen compound. The record is from RefSeq and is a predicted model, not a curated record. Lineage: Eukaryota; Viridiplantae; Streptophyta; Magnoliopsida; Ericales; Ericaceae. The transcript is spliced from 5 exons. Gene Ontology annotation, molecular function: nitrilase activity; nitrile hydratase activity. The coding region runs from base 106 to 1215 and encodes 369 amino acids.